Salarias fasciatus (jewelled blenny) is the source of this 4250-nucleotide messenger RNA. It is a transcript of the gene npc1, whose product is annotated as Niemann-Pick disease, type C1. Gene Ontology annotation, cellular component: plasma membrane. Bases 64 to 3882 code for a protein of 1272 amino acids. Gene Ontology annotation, molecular function: lipid carrier activity; cholesterol binding. The record is from RefSeq and is a predicted model, not a curated record. NCBI's taxonomy places the organism in Eukaryota, Metazoa, Chordata, Actinopteri, Blenniiformes, Blenniidae. Gene Ontology annotation, biological process: sterol transport; intestinal cholesterol absorption; cholesterol homeostasis. The transcript has 25 exons.
GAAGAGGAGUGUUUUUAAAGUGGAGUUCUGGACUCAGACCGUUCGGACCUCGGAGAAGGAGGCAUGGCGCUCUCGGCGGGGAGCGGCUUCUUGUCCAGUCUUCUCCUCCUCAUCUGCCUGUCGGAGGCGCUUCUUCCAGGGGUCGGCGCUCAGCACUGCGUGUGGCAUGGCGAGUGCGGUCAGUCCAUCAAGGUGCCCGAAAAAAAGUACAACUGCAGAUACACGGGGCCGCCCGUCCCCCUGGAGCCUGAUGGUUAUCAGCUGCUCACGGAGCUCUGUCCUGGAUUGGACUACGACAAUCGGAGCCUCUGCUGUGAUGCGGCCCAGCUCCGAACCCUCAAAGGGAGUCUGGAGCUGCCCCUCCAGUUCCUGUCUCGGUGUCCCGCCUGCUUCUUCAACCUGAUGACGCUGUUCUGCGAGCUGACCUGCAGCCCCCGCCAGAGCCUCUUCGUCAACGCCACCAAGUUCAACGCCUCCAACGUGGUGGAGGUGCAGUACUACAUCGGCCAGACCUUCACGAACGCCAUGUACAACGCCUGUAAAGACGUCCAGGCGCCCUCCAGCAACGUGCCGGCCUUAUCGCUGCUCUGCGGGAAGGACGCCAAGGCCUGCAACGCCACCAACUGGAUCCAGUACAUGUUCAGCACCGACAACGGACAGACCCCGUUUCCCAUCAUCCCCAUCUUCUCGGACGACCCGGUGUCGGGUUUCACUCCCAUGGACAACCAGACGUUCGGCUGCACCGAGGGCCUGGAGGACGGCUCGGGGCCCUGCUCCUGUCAGGACUGCUCCAAGGCGUGCGGCCCCAAGCCGCAGCCGCCGCCCCUGCCGCCGCCCUGGACCAUCCUCGGCAUGGACGCCAUGGUGGUCAUCAUGUGGAUCGCCUACGUGGCGUUCCUGCUCGUCUUCGCCGGCGCCGUGGUGGGAGUCUGGUGCUACAGGAAGAGAACCAUCAUGUCGGAGUACGGACCCAUUCUGGACAGCAACAACCCGCUGUCCCUCAACGGGGACGACCCCGGUCAAGCGAACGCCUCGUGCUGCGAAACGCUGGGCGAGCGCUUCGAGAGCGCACUGCGGAGCCUCUUCAGCUCCUGGGGCUCCUUCUGCGUGCGCCGGCCCCUCCCGGUCAUCCUGGGCAGCCUGGCGCUGGUGGCCGCCUCGUCCGCCGGCCUGGUCUACAUGCGCAUCACCACCGACCCGGUGGAGCUGUGGUCGGCCGCCAGCAGCCAGGCGCGCCAGGAGAAGGACUACUUCGACAGCCACUUCGGGCCCUUCUUCAGGUCCACCCAGCUCAUCAUCACCACCACGCUCAACGACCCCUUCAUGUACUCGCCGUAUCUGGGGGGGUCGGACGUCCCGUUCACCUCCGUCCUGGGCAAGGAGGUCCUGCAUCAGGUGCUGGACCUGCAGCUCGCCAUCGAGGGCCUUGUGGCCACGUACGAGGGCGAAGACGUCACCCUGAAGGACGUGUGCCUGGCUCCGCUGGCGCCGUACAACAACAACUGCACCAUCCUCAGCGUCCUCAACUACUUCCAGAACAGCCACGCCAUGCUGGACCACGAGAUCGGCGACGGCUUCUGGGUCUACGCAGACUUCCACAGCCACUUCCUGUACUGCGUCAGUGCACCAGCAUCUCUGAACGACACCACCAUGCUGCACGACCCCUGCCUAGGCACCUUCGGAGGGCCGGUGUUCCCCUGGCUGGCUCUCGGCGGUUACGACGAGACGAACUACAACAACGCCACGGCUCUGGUGAUCACCUUCCCCCUCAACAACUACCUGAACGACUCGGUCCGGGAGGGGAAAGCUCUGGCCUGGGAGAAGGAGUUCAUCGGGUUCAUGAAGAACUUCAGUAACCCCAACCUGACGGUGGCCUUCAGCGCCGAGCGCAGCGUGGAGGACGAGAUCAACCGGGAGAGCGACAGCGACAUCAGCACCAUCGUCAUCAGCUACGCCAUCAUGUUCCUCUACAUCUCCCUGGCUCUGGGCCACAUCCAAAGCUUCAGGAGGAUCCUGGUGGACUCUAAGAUCUCUCUGGGCAUCGCCGGGAUCCUGAUCGUGCUCACCUCCGUGUCGUCCUCGCUGGGCAUCUUCAGCUACGCCGGCGUCCCGCUCACCCUCAUCGUCAUCGAGGUCAUUCCCUUCCUCGUCCUGGCCGUCGGCGUGGACAACAUCUUCAUCAUCGUGCAGACUUACCAGAGAGACGAGCGGAUGCCUCAGGAGGAGCUUCACCAGCAGAUCGGCCGAAUCCUGGGAGACAUCGCCCCCAGUCUCUUCCUGUCGUCCUUCUCCGAGACCGUGGCCUUCUUCCUGGGAGCCCUGUCCAGCAUGCCUGCUGUGAGGACCUUCUCUUUGUUCGCCGGCUUGGCCGUGUUCAUCGAUUUCCUGCUGCAGAUCAGCUGCUUCGUCAGCCUCCUCGGUUUAGACGCCAGACGACAGGAGGGGAAUCGACCGGACAUCUUCUGCUGUGCCAAGCUGCCGGCCACUCAGGAAACCCGGACGGAGGGCUUCCUCUUCCGCUUCUUCAAGAAGGCCUACGCUCCGUUCGUCCUCAAGGAGUGGGUGCGGCCCGUCGUGGUGGCGGUGUUCGUGGGGAUGCUCUCCUUCAGCAUCGCCACAGUGAAUAAAGUGGAGAUCGGUCUGGACCAGAAGUUAUCCAUGCCUGACGACUCGUAUGUUCUGCAGUACUUCGAGAAGCUGAGCCAGUUCCUCCACACGGGGGCGCCGGUCUACUUCGUGGUGGAGGACGGCCUGAACUACAGCAGCCCCGAUGGCCAGAACGCCGUGUGCGGCGGCGUGGGCUGCAAUAACGACUCCCUGGUGCAGCAGGUCUACUCCGCCUCGCUCAUCAGCAACUACACCACCAUCGCCUACACGCCGUCCUCCUGGCUGGACGACUACUUCGACUGGGUGAAGCCUCAGUCCACCUGCUGCCGCUACUACAACUCCUCCGGGGAGUUCUGCAACGCGUCAGUGGUCAACCCGUCCUGCGUGUCCUGCCGUCCCCUGACUCCCAGCGGGAAGCAGCGGCCGGAGGGAGAAGACUUCAUGCACUUCCUGCCCAUGUUCCUCUCAGACAACCCCAAUGCCAAGUGUGGAAAAGGGGGUCACGCCGCCUACGCCACCGCCGUGGAUCUGUACCCCAACAACACGGGCGUGGGCGCCACCUACUUCAUGACCUACCACACCAUCCUGAAGGAGUCGGCGGACUACAUCGACGCCCUGAGGAUGGCUCGAGUCCUGGCGGGGAACAUCAGCCAGGCCAUGGGGCACCGGGUGUUCGCCUACAGCGUCUUCUACGUCUUCUACGAGCAGUACCUCACCAUCGCCCACGACACCGCCCUCAACCUGGGCGUGUCGCUGGCGGCCAUCUUUGUGGUGACCGCGGUGCUGCUGGGCUUCGAGCUGUGGUCGGCGCUGCUGGUCUGCGUCACCAUCGCCAUGAUCCUGGUCAACAUGUUCGGGGUCAUGUGGCUGUGGGGCAUCAGCCUGAACGCCGUGUCGCUGGUCAACCUGGUCAUGAGCGUCGGCAUCUCGGUGGAGUUCUGCAGCCACAUCGUCCGAGCCUUCUCCGUCAGCGUGAAGAAGAACCGGGUGGAGCGGGCGCAGGAGGCCCUGGCGCACAUGGGCAGCUCGGUUUUCAGUGGAAUCACUCUGACCAAGUUCGGCGGCAUCCUGAUCCUGGCGCUGUCCAAGUCCCAGAUCUUCCAGGUGUUCUACUUCCGGAUGUACCUGGCCAUCGUGCUGCUGGGCGCCGCCCACGGCCUCGUCUUCCUCCCCGUGCUGCUCAGCUACGUCGGUCCGUCUGUGAACAGAGCCAAGGUGUUUGCUGCGAACCAGCGAUUCUCCGGCACAGAGCGAGAGCGACUCCUCAACUACUAGCAGCAGGGUCGAGACGCCAACGGACAAAAUCAGCGUGUUGGGGGGGGGGGGGCGGACAUCGCUAACGCUCAUCAUCACGGCUCCUAUGCAUGGAUUAACUCAGGAAUACGCCGGAGGAGAUCAGACUGGACGUCCUCCUCCUCCUGCAGGGUGAUGGAGGCCUCAGCAGUGACAGUGGCAGUGAUCGCCUCCACCUGCAUCCCCAACUAAACCCCCCCUCCUCCUCCUCCUCACAUCUUCACUCGGACCUGUUCACAUUUGGGAGAACUCGAAAAGUGCUCGUUUUUUUAUAUACAUGUAUAAAUACUACCAGAAAAAUCUUUAAAAAAAAAAAAAAAACUGUUUUGAAAAGUGAAACUUUUGUAUAA